Ananas comosus (pineapple) is the source of this 2426-nucleotide messenger RNA. Its product is annotated as protein PF14_0175-like. The transcript has 9 exons. Lineage: Eukaryota; Viridiplantae; Streptophyta; Magnoliopsida; Poales; Bromeliaceae. The record is from RefSeq and is a predicted model, not a curated record. The coding region runs from base 522 to 1967 and encodes 481 amino acids.
UUUUCAGCCUGAUGAAAUUCUUUUUUUUUUUUUUCCGUAACUUAGUUUGUUGUAUACCACAUAAACAAGAGGUUUAAUUAAGCUAACCAAACUUCAAUUUACUCCAAUUUGAUGUACUAAACUUCAACUAUUUCUAAUAGGGGAAUCAGAUAGCAAUUAAUUCUGCGAAUUAUUGUGCUGUUAUUCGUCGAAUAUGAUGUGAUAGCUGAGUUAGCUGGUAGAGUAUGCCACACUGAUACAUCUAUUUCAAUAAUUUAAAGUUCUGGGAAUUACGGUUUCUGUUUAGGGUUUGGAACUUGCUCACAAACUGUUUGACACAAUGUCAGCAAAAAAUUAGAUUGAGGCAACUAUUGCUUUGAGUUUAUGAAUUCUUUGAGGGUCAUCUAGGGUUUCCAUUCUUAGUUGCAGUUAUCUUUGCAAAGGUAUAACUUUUCGGUUUUAAGAGCUACCGAGUGGUUGUUGAGAAUCAUAAGAGUAUUUAACUAGUCCCGAUGUUCGAAGACAUGGUAGUCAAUUUGUAGAUGUUUGAUGAUACGGAGCGCGUGCUGAAGUAUUUCAACGAUGUAGACAUUGACCGAUAUAAUUUAGGGCUAUUCCAAGAGGAAAAUAAAGGAAUUAUGAGCAAUAAUUCUGCUGUAGUUGACGCUGGGAACUAUGAUAUGGCCCUAUCUUACGGCAACGGAAUGAUGAACGACAAUCUCAAUAUGCUUAAACACGAGAACAAUGGAAUGAUGAACAAUAAUUGCGGUACUGUCGCGGUCAAGAACAAUGGAGAGAUGGUGAACAUCUUACCGAUUGUUCCGCCGAGUAAUUCUGGCAACGGCCAGGUUGAGCUGGCGCGCGGUUUCCACCAUGGAAAUCCGGCGAAUGUGAAUUGGUCCCAUGAGCAGAAUAAUGGAAUUAUGAUCAAUAACUCCGCUAUAGUUGGGAACACAAGAACAAUCGCCAACUCCGAUGCGCUAGUCCUACAGAAGGACAAUCGAGUAACAAACAACAAUGCCGCUAUGGUUGAAGUCGCGAACAACGGAAUGAUGAGAAACAACUGUAGUGUUGCCACAGUCGAGAACAAUGGACCGACAGAUAACAUUUCUCUGAAUAUUCUGCCUAGUAAUUCUGGCAACGGGCAUGUGGAGCUAGUGCAAGGUUCCUGUUGUGGAAAUUCGAUGAAUGUGGAUUGCUCUCGUCAACGAAAUAAUGGAAUUAUGAACAAUAGUUCUCCUAUGGUUCAAGCCGGGAAUACCUGCUGUACUGUCCUACCUGAGGACAGUGGAAUGGCGAACAACAAUACUGUGAUGGUAGUACAACAGAACAAUGGGAUGGCGAAUAGUUAUGGUAGUAUUGUCAUAGCUGAGAACAACGGAGAGACGAGGAGCAUUGCUCCUAUUAUUCCCUUGUGUAAUCCCAGCAACAAGCAUGUUGAGCCAGUGCACAACUUUCGUCAUGGAAAUCCGGCGGUCCUGAGUUGGUCCCGAGAAGAACAAUCUAUUUUGAUGGAAAACCUUCCCAAGUAUGAGAACGAGCCAGCAUUGAUGAAAUAUGUUAAAAUAGCAGCUAUGCUUCCCAAAAAGUGUGCAAGGGAUGUUGCAAUGAGGUGUAAGUGGAUGGAAAAGAAACAAACUGCUGAAGAACAUAGUGCGGGAAGGAUCAGUGAAGAACAUAGUGCGCAAAGGAUCAGCGAAGAUAAGAAGGGAAAGAAGGUUGAUACUUCUCAAAGAACCAAUAAUCUGCCCAGGCAACGAAAAGCUAAGGCUCCUAAUGCAACUGAGAAUAAAACAGGUUCCAAAAAGGAAAUGGAGCAAAUUUUGAAAGCAACCAACAGACUUGUUGACCAGCUUGAAGCAAAAAUUGGGGCAGACACGGAUAUCAAAAAGCUCAUCUCUGGAAUCAAGAAAGGCAUCCGAGCUGCUCUAAAUGGUGCGAGUCAGAUGACUGAUAAAUUUGAUGACGAUGCUGCAUGUCCUGAUUGAUGCAGAACCAGCUAAUUCCUCGUUACCAGGUGAUGCCGAGGUCAACGCAUCCAACAACACUCAAUACCAAGCUGCUGCAGUAUGAAAAGAAAUAGGAAUCUGUAGAUACACAGCCACCUUGCACAAAUACCAACAAGAGUCUGUAAAUACCCCAAUACCGAAUACUGAAUCUGAAAGAAAAGAAAGAGGCAGAUGCUGGAUAGGGUUGCCUCAAGUAUUAGUUUUAAUUUUCUUUUUGAUUCUAUAAUUUGUCAAUUAUGCUUUACAUAAUAUGAUUUACAUUAUAGUUCGCAGAUUAGUGUUCUUUUUUUCUUUUUUUUUUUGUAAUGUUUAGCAUUUAGACUUGGGAAAGAUUAGUGGUACAGAGCAAUUGCUCUGUAAAUAGCUAGCAAAAAUUGUCGAGGGAGAAGGAGAAAAAACGAAAUUUACAGAGACUGGCUGGUACUGUCUUUCUUUCUU